UUCAAAAUAAUAAGAGAGAACAACGAAAUGAAACGAUGAACUAAAGCGGUGCGGCGCUGCAAAAAAGCGGAGCCCGUGUGCCGUGGUACCGCCGGGCGAUGCCGUGACUCGGAUUCGAACCGAGGUUGCUGCGGCCACAACGCAGAGUACUAACCACUAUACGAUCACGGCGCGCUACCGGGGCUCUGGGCGGGCGGGGCGGCGCGGCGCCAUUUGGUGCUGUGGGUGCUGACGUGAGGUGGGCCGAGCUCUGCAGAGCUUCACAUGGCCCGGGGGGCUCGCCCGGGCCCGGCCAGGGGGGGUCAACCAGCGUCGCAUCCACGGCUCUCGCGGCUCCCCGCUUUGUCACCCGCGUUGUGACCUGCGCCAUCGCUCCUCCGCCCCUCGCCAACCCUGGCCAGCUUUAGCGGCGGGAUUGGCCGGAACCACAGGGAGAAGGCGGGGAGCUAGCACGGAGAGCGGUUUGUUUACGGGCAGCGUGUGGCGUGUGGGUGACCCGAGUGCCCCGUGGUAUCAUUAAUCACCAAUGUCUGAACAAAUUCCUGCCAACCCCGCUUUGCCACCCUUGGAGCCACGUAACUUCACCGCUCCCUGUGCAAACAGAGCGAAAGGUACCAGUGGAGUGCCCAAACCUGGGCGUGCGCUUCCCAUCAUCCCGCGUGUAAAGCUGCUUUGGAACACAGUGCGAGGGGACUUUUUGUUGGCUUCCACCCUGUCCUUCUCAGGGACCAGGGGACAUGGCUUCACGCCGCUGGAGCUUUGGAGGCCAUGUGUGCUCCACUCUGGUUUUCUUUGGGAAGCAUUUCCUGAUGUGGGGUAAAAGUUUGAUUUCUACUUUCAGUAUCUUUCCUCGAGGCUCGUUUUGCCUUCGGGAAAGUCUCCUGACCGGUCCUGGCUGACCUUCCUUUGGCUAGCACGGUACCCUGCACGGCCGCGCCGCGCGGCCCCCCCGCACCUCCCGGCGCCCGGGUGUGAGCCCCGGGAGGAGCCCCGGCGCCGCAGGGCCCAGCCCAGCUCUUUGGACCGAGCUGUUAAUGGGUAACCGGGGCACGGGACCGGCAGCUGCAGGGACCGCGGGGCUGGCGACCUCUACAAUUCUCCUCAAAGCAAAGACAUCUUACCACCUCUGUCCUCGAACAAAAGUGCUUCUACAGUUGAUCACUGCCUUGCCUGUGACUCUCUGCUCUCCCCUCAUCUUCCGCCAGCCAGCACUCGGCCAUCCCAGUGGUGUUUCCCAUAUGCACUAAAGCAAAGGAACUUCUGGAGAUGGAAGGAAACCAGAUAACCCUGGACAGCCUUGAGAAGGGCACAGAUAACCCAGUUUUCAGCUUUGAGGGAGAGAAGAGACAUGAUGAAGGUGGUGCUCCAUGCAGUGAGAGCCAAGAGGAGAGAAGAGAAGGAAAAGGGAGAUUCUCCUCCUACUGCAGGAAGGCUCUACAGCCAGUAUCAAAGGCAAAGCAUUUCUGCAAGGCUCAUGCCAAGGUCUUGAGAAGAGUUGUCCUGGGGCUCCUUGGAGUAGCCUACCUGUGCUACUUCAUUGCGGCCUGUUACCUCAGCUUCCAGCGAGCCCUUGCUUUGGUGGUCAUGACUGCUGUGGUUGCCUUCUUCAUCUGCUGGGACAUCUUCAAGAAGCACUGUGGGGCAAAGGUUCUGCUGCUCCUCCGCCCUGUUGGGAAGUGCUUCCAAAAGUCCUGGCCAUGGCUGAAAUGGCUCCUGUGGGUGGCCCUCCUGGCAGGCCUGAUUGUGUGGCUGGCUUUGGACACUGGCAGAAACCCAGAGCAGCUCAUUUCAUUAGGCGGCUUCUGCUUUUUGGUGCUGUUCCUGUUUGCCUUCUCCAAGCACCAUGGUGCGGUGUCCUGGAGAGCCGUUUUCUGGGGCCUUGGUUUGGAGUUCUUACUCGGACUCUUUGUCCUCCGAACAACUCCUGGCACCCAAGCUUUCCAAUGGCUGGGAGACCAGAUCCAGUACUUCCUGGGCUACACCACAGCUGGCUCCAGCUUUGUCUUUGGGAACACACUCAUUCAAGAAGUCUUUGCCUUCCAGACCCUGCCCAUCAUUGUUUUCUUCAGCUGUGUGAUGUCCAUCCUCUACUACCUCGGUGUCAUGCAGUGGCUUAUUCUCAAGAUCUCCUGGCUGCUUCAAGUCUCAAUGGGCACCACUCCCACUGAGACUCUCAGUGUGGCAGGGAACAUUUUUGUGGGACAGACCGAAGCCCCACUGCUCAUCCGCCCGUACCUCCCAGACAUGACCCUGUCAGAAAUCCAUGCUGUGAUGACCGGUGGCUUUUCCACCAUCGCAGGCAGCGUGAUGGGUGCCUACAUAUCCUUUGGGAUUGAUGCAGCAUCACUGAUUGCAGCUUCUGUAAUGGCUGCACCCUGUGCCCUCGCCAUGGCCAAACUCGUCUACCCUGAAGUGGAGGAGUCCAAGUUCAAGGGCAAAGCAAGCAUCCGCCUCUCCAGUGGGGAAGAGCAGAACAUCUUGGAAGCUGCUAGCAAUGGGGCUGCCACCUCCGUGGGGCUCGUUGCCAACAUCGCAGCCAACCUCAUCGCCUUCCUGGCCGUGCUGGAGUUCAUCAAUGCUGCCCUCCGCUGGUUCGGGGAGAUGGUAGACAUCGAGGGUCUGACUUUCCAGGUGAUCUGCUCCUAUGUCCUCAUGCCUGUGGCCUUUCUCAUGGGGGCAGACUGGGCAGACUCACCGCUGGUGGCUGAACUCCUGGGGAUCAAGAUCUUCCUGAAUGAGUUUGUGGCAUACCAGCAGCUGGCCAAAUACAAGAAGAACCGUCUGAUGGGCCUGGAGGAGUGGGAUGGGAACCGGAAGCAGUGGAUAUCUGAGCGAGCUGAGAGCAUCACCACCUUUGCCCUCUGUGGAUUCGCCAACCUCAGCUCCAUUGGCAUCACUCUGGGAGGCCUGACUUCCAUGGUGCCCCAGCGCAAGGGUGACUUUGCCUCCGUGGUGCUGCGGGCCCUGCUCACUGGCAUCUGCGUCUCCAUGCUCAAUGCCUGCCUGGCAGGUCUCCUCCAUGUGCCAACACAGGUGGGUGACUGCGCAAUGUUCUUCAGCACCACCAACUUCAGCUCGACCAGCUACACUAUGUACACCUGCUGUAAGCAGCUCUUUGCCAGCUCAGUGCUCCAGAAUGGGACUCUCUCCUUCACGGGAUCCUGGGCUGAGCAGGCAGAGAGCGUGCUCUGGCUCGGAGAGUGCUGUGUGUACUACAACCACACAUCCUGUGCAGGGACAAUCUAGAACUGGGGGAACACCAGGGCCUACAAGGCCUACCCCCAGAGGUAGAAAAAACCCCAAGAGAAACCUGAGCAUUUGGUCUCAACUCCCGUGCUGACGAACAGCUGCGUGCACCUUGCAACCUGCAGCCUUAGGUGCUGGCCCAGGGGACACAGGGGAGCAGCUCCCAAAUAAAUGAUGGCAACCCUUGUA
Molecule: messenger RNA, 3435 nt
Organism: Poecile atricapillus (Black-capped chickadee)
Lineage: Eukaryota; Metazoa; Chordata; Aves; Passeriformes; Paridae
Product: sodium/nucleoside cotransporter 1-like
Exons: 19
Coding region: 1267-3246 (659 amino acids)
Biological process (GO): nucleoside transmembrane transport
Cellular component (GO): membrane
Molecular function (GO): nucleoside:sodium symporter activity
Source: RefSeq, a predicted model, not a curated record